This is a messenger RNA of Diospyros lotus (date-plum), 1038 nucleotides long. RefSeq names its product protein RGF1 INDUCIBLE TRANSCRIPTION FACTOR 1-like. Bases 179 to 973 code for a protein of 264 amino acids. Lineage: Eukaryota; Viridiplantae; Streptophyta; Magnoliopsida; Ericales; Ebenaceae. The record is from RefSeq and is a predicted model, not a curated record. The transcript is spliced from 4 exons.
UGCGGUGUUGUUGAAUUCUCAGCUUCAGGUUGUCUUAAACUCUCUCUUUCUCUCUCUCUCUCUCUCUCUCUGUACUGCAUUUUCAUCUCUAAUUCUCUCUGCAAAUUCUCCAAUCAUGAUUCGGAGAAUCUAACAGUUGUCCAGAAAACCCUUUUCAGCAAAGCUCAUCUCUCACUAUAUGGAAACAAUGCGGGUUCCGCCAUGGCUAGAACCACUGCUAAAGGCAGCUUUCUUCUCCGCUUGCCGGACUCACGGCGACGCCGCCAGGAGCGAGUGCAAUAUGUUCUGCUUGGACUGCAAAGCCGACGCAUUCUGCUUCUACUGCCGGUCAUCGAAGCACAAGGAUCACCAAGUCAUCCAGAUAAGAAGGUCUUCGUACCAUGACGUGGUUCGGGUAUCGGAGAUUCAGAAGGUUCUGGACAUAAGCGGCGUCCAGACCUAUGUGAUAAACAGUGCGAGGGUUCUGUUCUUGAAUGAGCGGCCGCAGCCGAAGAGCAUCGGCGGCAAAGGGGUUUCUCACGUUUGUGAAAUCUGUGGCCGGAGCCUCUUGGACCCAUUCCGAUUCUGCUCAUUGGGUUGUAAGGAACAAAGAGAAACGGGGUUGCAAGCUUUGCCUUGGAGGCGAAGAAUAAUGAGGCGACAAAAGUGGCCGGGAGGAGAGGGGAAGGGGUAUCACGGCGAGCCAGCGAGAGACCGCCGUCGGGGAUGGCGCGAGAGGAGGAGGAGGAGGAGAAAGAGUUGCGUGAAGGGUCGCAGCAAGACAUCUCUCCGCCCACGCCACCGCCACCGCCAAAUGCGAGGAGAAGAAAGGGCAUCCCUCGUAGGGCGCCGUUUGGCUCCUAGCCACCAAUCACCAAAGACAUUGAUAAUUACUUUUUACAACUCAUCACAAUUCUUUCCUUCAACCAAACACCCCCCUCCCCCUCGGUUCUAUGAACAAAAUGGUUGUAUGAAUCAUUCCUUCCUAAGAUAACCCAAAAAAAAAAAAAAAAAAAUAUAUAUAUAUAUUUCUUGACCAUCUCUUCUUGUUUUAAUUUG